Poeciliopsis prolifica (blackstripe livebearer) is the source of this 3078-nucleotide messenger RNA. It is a transcript of the gene ormdl3, whose product is annotated as ORMDL sphingolipid biosynthesis regulator 3. The record is from RefSeq and is a predicted model, not a curated record. Gene Ontology annotation, biological process: intracellular sphingolipid homeostasis; negative regulation of ceramide biosynthetic process; ceramide metabolic process. The transcript has 4 exons. Lineage: Eukaryota; Metazoa; Chordata; Actinopteri; Cyprinodontiformes; Poeciliidae. Bases 370 to 831 code for a protein of 153 amino acids. Gene Ontology annotation, cellular component: endoplasmic reticulum membrane.
UGACACAGGCCAACCAACCCCUGAAAAAUGCGCUGAGCGGAGCCUCGGCGGAGACAUGCGUCCGUGAGAGUGAAUGUAUCAGCGACCGGCUCUUUGUGGACUGUGCCGUGUUGUCACCGGCUGGCGUUGUGGAGGGACGGUGUGGACGCGGAGCAUCGCUGACCUGCGCCUCUCCGAGCGGGCGGUUCCCCUCUGAGCGGCCGCGUGGAGCUGAGGGAGAGCAAGGAAAGGGACAGAUGGAGGCACCCGGACCUCUCCCGGUUACAUAACCGAGUUAAAGAUCACACAGAACCAGAUAACGGACUGUUUCCCCCGGACAGGUCGGAGUUCAACCACUUUCUCCAACCCGCGACAUCAGUGCACGCCACCAUGAACGUUGGCACGGCGCACAGCGAGGUGAACCCUAACACCCGGGUGAUGAACAGCAGGGGCAUCUGGCUGUCUUACAUCCUGGGCAUCGGCUUGCUGCACAUCAUCCUGCUCAGCAUCCCCUUCGUCAGCGUCCCGGUCGUCUGGACCCUCACCAACCUCAUCCACAAUCUGUGCAUGUAUCUCCUGCUUCACACGGUCAAAGGGACUCCCUUUGAGACCCCGGAUCAGGGCAAGGCUCGCCUCCUGACCCACUGGGAGCAGAUGGACUACGGCGUACAGUUCACCGCUUCACGAAAGUUCCUCACAAUCACGCCGAUUGUGCUGUAUAUAUUAACCAGCUUCUACACAAAGUAUGACAGAGUCCAUUUUGUGGUCAACACCGUGUCCUUGCUCACAGUGCUCAUUCCCAAACUGCCGCAGCUGCACGGCGUUCGGAUCUUUGGGAUUAACAAGUACUGACAGGAUGGAAGAAGAAGAGAUGGAGGUUUACGGUCCCCCCUGGACCGCUCGGAGCACACAGUGUAAUGGGCCUCUGAUGAGGACCUCUCACACCUUAUUCUAUUGAGGAGCUCCAUAUAGGAAACCUGCGGAGGAUGCUGCCAUGGUUCCGAAUCAACAAGACUCCGAGGAGAAAGCACAAGCGGACCGCGUCAGCUUUGCACCAAACUGUGGCUCAUCCACAUGGUUUACAAACAUUUUAAAACAGAUGAAGAUGAAUCUCUGACAUUUCUGAAGACAAAGCACAAAAACUGUGCUGUUUCACUCCUCUGGCACUAAGAGGCAGUUUUUAAAGUUAAUUUUUGUUUAAUGAUAUACUACUGUAUUUAUUCAGCCUCGCUCAAGGCUGCAGCUUCGUCUAUUUUGAGGUUUGCGGCUUCAGUUGAGAGCAACAAUUCUACACAGACGUGGUGAGGAACUGGCAGACUGCUGGAGAGGCGAGACACUAGAAACCACCUAGUUAUAUUUGGCUCCCUUCUGCUCUGCUCUGGUCUGCGCGGGGUCAAGACCGGGAAGUUGAGCAACUCUUAUUUUUAUCUGCCCGUUUCCAUAUUUGGAAAGUGCUUGUCCCGGUUUGUCCUGUAUGCAAAGUCCUCUGGCACAGAACGCAUGAGCCGUCUGGUACAGACCAGCAGACCCACUGUCUCAGUUAAGAGAUAAGAUUUUAUUGAAACACCAACAAGGGUACAUAUUUACAUGAUUGAGGUACUUGCUUCAGCUUGCCCCUGUUGGCAGAUCAGUCGAAUGUAAUCCAAUUACAAAAUACCACAUAUUAUUCUAGAUGUUAUUUUCUUAUUUACUUAAGAGAUGCACAGAUUAAAAUUCCUCAGAAUUAUGACAUUAGGUUGUCUCAUCUGCUUAACAUCUGUGUGUCUUGUGCAAAAAGAAUUAGCAGUGGAUCCUUUAUGCUGAAGGACUUUGUUUGGAGUGGAGAUAGGAGGUUUAUUCCCUACUUCAAGAACAAUUUGAAAGAAAAAUAAUAGAAACAGUUUUAUGCAACAAAAACAUUAGGCUCAUAUGUUCUCUUAUGACCAUAAUUUGAUAGUCUGAAGGCAUGGCGUUACCUAUGACAACACAUUUGGUUGUCUCCGCUCCAUUCCCCAGCUGUGGUCAGUUGUGGAUUGUAAUAUUUUGUUGGGCCAAACAACCAUAGAAAAAUACUGUAGCUGAAGUCGCAUGGCUUUGUUAUUUCAAUUUUUUUAAUUUAUAUUAAUGUAAAAGAAGCAGCUGUUGAUGACUUAAUUGCAAAUACAGUGUUGGGAAAUGGCUGCUGGCGUCCCACAGUAAAAUGUGUUAUAUAGCGAGCUGCUCUGGAUCUUUUGAGAAUAUUGGUUGUUUUCAUUGAAAACAAUUUGUUGUGUAACAUUUCUGAAAAAAAAAAAGUCUGUGAGGUUGUUCAUUAGUAACUGCAACUUCAAUCAUUUUAAGCAGAUUAACAAUCAAUUUCUGAAGUUUUGAUUGUCAAAAAAUGAGCAUCAAGCACAUUGAAACCAACUCUUCAAUCUUGUGACGAUGUAAAGUUUUUCACAUGGCUGUUGAGUUGUAGGCACAAAAUGAGUUUUUAAUAUUUUAGGAUAUGUGAAUAAUGAUUUCAUUUGUUCUUUGAAUUGUUAAAACACUUGGACAUUAUAGAUCUACAGAGAGUUGAAAAUAGGGUAGAAUAAAGAUGAUUUGCUUUUUUUAGGACUCACGCUGAACCCCUUACAGAGAGUAUUGACCAGUCUCCAGUCUUGUUCAGAGGUUAAUUUGAAUCUCAGAGUUAUGUCUCCCAGUGGCCUGCUUGGACUGGGCAGAGUGUUUGGUUCUUAUAGUCCUGAGCCAAAUUAAGAAUGAAAAAUGAACCUAAUAAAAGUAGAAAUUACCCUGCUCUUUGUGAAUUGAUUUCUUUGCAGUGGAAGAUUUAUCUACUUUCAUAAUUGAUUUUCUUAUUUUUUCACGACAGCUGUAAAGAAAAUUGUUUGCACUCCUUGUCAACUCUGCGAGGAUGCAUCCAAUCAAAAAUUAAUCCGUGGUCUUUAUUUCAGGCUCGUAAACGGAUACAUGUACCGUACAGUGGUCCUUAUGUUAGACAACACCACGGGGUUUUUAAACAUUCAUUAAGUGAAAGCAACAAGAGUGAAACAAAGAGGAUUUAUUGUGACUUGGGUUAACGGUUCUAAAAAUCAAGAUUUGAUAUCCUAAUAAAAGUCUUUCCUGGAUUUAAAGAUA